CGAGUCGGUUCACUCGCCGGCGGAGGAGGAGGAGGGAGAGGAGGAAGAGGAGGGGUCCGAUGAUCCUAGUCACAGUGCGGGUGCCGAUAAUGAUGGUGGCGGCGGCGGGGACCAGGAUGAAGAAGAAAAUGUUGUAAGCGGGCAAGGGCCUUCUGGUAAGGUUACUUUUAAAGUUAUUGAUGGUCAAUGGAAGGUUUCCCAUGCUGGAGAGGAUCGAAUGGACGAGAGAGAUGAUGAUAGCGAAGUGGAGGAUGUGGGUGGUGGUAGUGGUGGUAGUGGUGGUUCUGAUAACACGCCUAGUCUGUUGCCCGAUGGUUCAGAGGUUGAUUCAGCCUGGGGUGUACCUGGCGUUUUGCGCUUAAAGGAAAGCCCUGGAGAUGAACCAAAAGAGGCCACGGACGAUGGUUUUGUGUGUGUAAAGGGCUCAGUUGAGGACCAACCCUGCAUAGGUGUAGAACUCGAGUUUCUUCUGGCAAUGUGUCCGACGCACGACGAUGGAGAUGCACACCCGGCUGAAACACGCUAUCUGUCAAAAAGCCUCACAGGGUAUGACUACGACCAGCAUUUCGCCAAAGGCAGGUUGCAACAAUACGCUGUAAAUAGACUAUUAAGGGUACUGCGACGGGCGGGCUUACCGGCCCACGAACCUCAGGUUAUGGCCGGUCAUGGGCUUGACAUCACUGAGUCUGAAUUAAGUGACGAAGCGGUGGAUUGGCGGGAGGAAGUAACCGACUUCAAAAUCUUUGCACAGCAGGAGAGCAUAAGAACUAAUGCUGAAAACCAAGCCACCGCUGACAGAUUUUUUGAGGAAUGGAAAACCAAGUGCGCUUCUGCCGGUGCGCUGAUGAGAGCGAUGCCUACCAGCGAGAUAGAUGUCUUAUGUGAUGAAGUCGCUACACAACUUAGAGAUCCCAAUGGAUGGGACGACGAAGUGUACAUCGAGCAGGUCGUCGGUUUUUUCAAACAGAAAGUGACUGAAGAGAAGAAUAACCAGAAGAAGGAUCAUACCAAGGAGUUACGGACCGCAGAGGACCCCGAUUAUGUCCGGGCAAACGGUCUUAACAAGAGAUACAGGGCGUGGACUGCUGUACAAGAUGUUUCAGUCGACGGCAAUGGCAUGACUCCUAACCGCUAUAAUAUACCUAAUGACCGAGCAGGUCAAGUACCAAUGGAGAUCUAUCAGUGGUUUGGAGCAGAAGUUGUUAGCCCUGUUUUGCCGCAGGAUUCGGAGGUAACGGCCGAAAAAAUACGACAAGCUUGCGCUGCCCUUCGGAAUUAUUUCCGCAUCCACAAACCCAUGGAAGCUUCGACGGGACUUCAUGUUCAUUUCGGCCACAAGCACGGUUGGAACCUAUACGAAGUCAAGAGAUUCGCGUCGAUAUGGCUUCUAGUCGAAUCGACCCUCAUACAUUGCCAUACAAAGGAUAGGGGCGCCGAGAGAAUGAAAAGAUGGUGCGCAAGGAUGAUCGAGGGUACCAAACUGGCACAAUGGCUUUUCGGUGAAAACGACGAACAAAGAAGAUUGAACGGAUGUGCCCCGAACGCAACACCAGCAGAAACGGCCAGAGGACUGGCAGCCUUGAACGAAAAUGUUGUACUGGAUGCCCUCACUCCACAACAAAGAGAAUUCCUCGAGAAUGUUUGGACCUAUCCAUCGCUUCUCGAGAUAUAUGAUGCACUAUGGGGUGCUUCGGGAUUAUAUGAGGAAGGAGAAAUCACUUCAGGGGCGCGAAUACGCAUAACGGGCGAGAAGAGGUCCAGAGCUGCAGACGAGGUAGAGCAUCAGACUAUAGAGAUUAGAACCAUGCACGGGACGGUUGAUGCUAACCACAUAAACCAUUGGAUCGUCAUCUUACGGCGCAUUAUGCAUUACGUGCGCAACAGCAGCGCAGAGGAAUUUAGGGAUAUGCUUCUCGCCGUGUGCCAGCGUACGCAACAAAAUCUUACCUCGGACGGCUCCGAUCUGUGGGUGCUCCUGCAGAUCCUUGAAGUGCCGGAGGACACACGUCACUUCUACGCGCACCCUUAUAAUAGGGGCUUUGAUACUACGUCGGGAGCACAAUGGUUCGUGUAUCCCGAUAGAGACCGGGUGGAUUGGGCGGAUCCAUUCGUAGUAAGAGGCCACGGCGCAACGCACGGCAACCAGUAUGACGAGUUGGCACCGUACCCGUAGAUGUACACGGACAAGUAUGGAUUCACAGAUGUAGGAUAUAUGUAGUGAGAAUGCUGUUGAUAAUACCUGGAUACAUAUAGGUGUCUGUAUAAAUAUAAUUGUUAUUAUUAGUAGAUAGGUAUCUGUAGAAUGAAGGGGGAUAAAAUGUUGUAUUGUUGAAGUUAUGUUGGUACCUAGGUAUAUAUCGAAGCACUACAAAGC
Molecule: messenger RNA, 2374 nt
Organism: Annulohypoxylon truncatum
Lineage: Eukaryota; Fungi; Ascomycota; Sordariomycetes; Xylariales; Hypoxylaceae
Exons: 6
Coding region: 218-2173 (651 amino acids)
Source: RefSeq, a predicted model, not a curated record